Messenger RNA from Hansenula anomala, 909 nucleotides. Its product is annotated as Zn(II)2Cys6 transcription factor domain-containing protein. Gene Ontology annotation, molecular function: DNA-binding transcription factor activity, RNA polymerase II-specific; zinc ion binding. The coding region runs from base 1 to 909 and encodes 302 amino acids. Gene Ontology annotation, biological process: regulation of DNA-templated transcription. The transcript has a single exon. The record is from RefSeq and is a predicted model, not a curated record. NCBI's taxonomy places the organism in Eukaryota, Fungi, Ascomycota, Saccharomycetes, Phaffomycetales, Wickerhamomycetaceae.
AUGCAAUCUCCAGAUGCCAAACAACAACAUAAGAAAAGGGUUAGUAAAGCCUGUGACUGUUGCAGAAAGUCAAAGACCAAAUGUGAUGGUCAAAGACCUUGCACAAGAUGCUUACAAGAUAAUAAAAUUUGCACCUACAUGUCUAAUAAGAAGAAAGCUGACAAAUUAUACCCAUCUUCAUAUGUUGAUUUGCUAGAGACUAGAGUUUCAAUUCUUAUCCAAUCUUUAAACAAGUUGCUAGAGAAGUCAAGAUCAGAAGUUGGUAUUGAAGAAUUUAUGAAAGAUCCAGUCAUUUAUAAUGAAAAUGGUGAAUUUGAUAUAAAUAAAGUUAUUUGUCAGUUAUUAUCUUCUGAAAAAUUGCAAAAUUUAUCACAAUCAAACAUGAAUUAUUCAAUUGAUGAGAUUACUAAUGUUACAGACAAUAGAAAUUCAUCAACAUCAUCAUCAACCCCACCAACUUCAAACACUACAACUUCGUCACCUUCAUCAACCCCAUUACACAUUUCAAUCCCAAGAAAAUCUCAGGAUUUAUCUCAUGUUCAUAAGCCUCAACAUACAAAACAUCAAUUAAAAUCUCCAACCACAACUUUUGAUUUCAACAAUAACUUGGACUCCCUACUUUAUGAACCAAUGGAUUUAAACAACACUUCAGAUGAUACCCAUUCUACAAACUCUUCAUUGAUGAGCCCCGUCUAUAGCUUGAAUGAUCAAAAUGGGUUAUAUUUGGAUACUUGGUCUCAAAACCAACAACAGCAACAACAGCAACAGACAGAUUUCCCACAAAAAUCGCUAAAUAAUAAUGAUGAUUAUGGAUUAAUCAAACAAGAGUAUGGUUUCAAUUGGGAUGGGUUUGAUUUCUCCAAAAAACCUUUAGAACAACAAGCUACAUUUGGGUUCCCAGAGUUUUAA